This is a messenger RNA of Salvelinus fontinalis (brook trout), 2328 nucleotides long. Its product is annotated as paralemmin-2-like. The coding region runs from base 37 to 1539 and encodes 500 amino acids. Gene Ontology annotation, biological process: regulation of cell shape. NCBI's taxonomy places the organism in Eukaryota, Metazoa, Chordata, Actinopteri, Salmoniformes, Salmonidae. The transcript has 7 exons. Gene Ontology annotation, cellular component: membrane. The record is from RefSeq and is a predicted model, not a curated record.
AACCUUUAACCCCUUGUCUUGUCAUACAGAUUGAAGAUGGACGAGGCAGAGAAGUACACACAGAGACUGCAGGCGAUCACUGAGAAGCGUCGUCUGCAGGAGGAACAGGAGAGGGCCAAGAGGGAGAUGGAGGAGGAGAGGCUGAGGCUACAGCAGCUCAAGAGGAAGUCUCUUAGAGACCAAUGGCUGAUGGAUGGCCCCUCUUCCCCAACAUCCUCAGAGCCUCGUUCCCCGCUGUGGGGCUCCCAGGUCCAGGAGAUGGAGCAACGCAUAGACAAGUUGCAGACAGAGAGUCAACGGUUAGCGGAGGAGGAGGAGAAACUGGAGCAGCAGAUGGAAGAUGGCCGAGCUAAUGCGGUGGUGGUGGAGGCUACAGCAGAAGCUGUCCAAGCAGUUAUCUUGGAGAAUGGACAGGAAGAAGUAGAGGCUGAAUCCGUUCUAGGAACAGUUGAGGCAGCACUAUUGGAACGAGCUGAGAUCCUCACCAAUGGGAGAGGAGAGGGGGAGGGGCAAGCUGCUACCCACGAUGCAUCAGAGGAGGGCGGACCGCCCAACGGCACCAACGGUCCAGUCACGGUCGUCCCUGAAGAUGGUGCCAUUACCAUGACGUUCCUGGGGUUCACGGAGGCGGAGCCAGUACUUGAGGAAGGAGGAGUGAUCAUGAUGCAAGCGGAGCGAGUGAUUAUCAAUGACGAGGGAGACGAGCUGGCAAAUGACCUUUCCUCUACGGGUCAGGAACAGGAUGUAGACUCGGUAGCGUCCAAUAAGAGCUCAGAAUCUCCUGAGGAAGGAGGAAUUGAGGAGGCAAAACCAGAGACAACUCCUGAAGAGUCCUCAGAAGUAGCAAAAGAGACUGAGGCAGACACAGUAACAGGAGGUUUAGGAGAAGGACAGAUGGACACAGUAACCAGAGAUUUAGGAGAAGGACAGAUGGACACAGUAGCCAGAGAUUUAGGAGAAGGACAGAUGGACACAGUAGCCAGAGAUUUAGGAGAAGGACAGAUGGACACAGUAGCCAGAGAUUUAGGAGAAGGACAGAUGCACACAGUAACAGGAGAUUUAGGAGAAGGACAGAUGGAGGGUGUGGCAAACGGUGGUGGAGAGGAAGAGGCACAGCCAGUAGAGGAAGCUCCUGUGUCUGACCUGCAGGUCCCAGAUGAUGGCGUUGUGGCUGCCGUUCCCAUCUACUCUGAGUCCUUACUCACCCCCAGGCCCGACGCAGAGGGAGAGGCUGCAGGCGAGCCGGCAGAGGGCGAUGUGGAAGUGAAGACUGAAGUGGAAGUCAAGGGGGAAGAGGCGGCCUCGGUGUCCCCGGAAUCAGCCAUCCUCCCUGGGGGCCAGUUCCUGGAGGUGUCCCUAGUGGAGCCCCGGACUGAGGCAGACCCUGAGCAGGAGCCCCUGCUGUUCCCAUCCAAGGCCCAGACGCUGGAGCAGGCUCCAGUCGCCCCAGAGACACUGACCGCUACCAGGGGAGAGGCGGAGGGAGGUGUCGGUGUGGCUCCCAAACGCCAGACCUGCCAGUGCUGCGCCGUCAUGUGAUCAAUCAUUUCGCUCUCUAUCUCUCUUCCAAAUUCUCCAAUGCUUUCUCUGUGUAAUACUACAAGAGGGACUUGACUCUGCCUCUAACACUGUGAACGAUGGGGGGGUGGUAAGAUGGUGUGUUAUUACUGAAGUGCCUUGUGGAUCUCCUUCCCUAUGAGUAUAGCUCAGUUACCCAUCCAGAGGUACCUGGGUUUUGUUCAGUAGGGUGAAGUGCUUUGAAAUGAAAAAUAAAGAACAGUGUUUUUCUUAUUGGACCAGGUUCAGGUAGGCCCACCCUGUUCAAGUCAUGAUUGAAUCCUGACCAGUACAGUAGGGAUGUGACAAAGGCCUGAGGAUUGUAUCAUGACCAGUACAGUAGGGAUGUGUCUGAAAGGCCUGAGGAUUGUAUCAUGACCAGUACAGUAGGGAUGUGUCAAAGGCCUGAGGGUUGAAUCAUGACCAGUACAGUAGGGAUGUGUCACAAAUGAAACCCUAGUCCUUACAAAGUGCUCUACUGUUGACCAGGGUCUAUGGUCUCUGGUCGAAAGUAGGUUACUGAGUGUACAAAACAUUAGGAACACCUGCUAUUUCCAUGACAGACUGACCAGGUGAAAGCUAUGAUCCCUUAUUGAUGUCACUUGUUAAAUCCACUUCAAUCAGUGUAGAUUAAAGAAGGAUUUUUAAAAAUGUUUUAUCCUUGAGACAUGGAUUGUGUGUGUGUAGCAUUGAGGGCAAGACAACAUAUUGAAAUGUUUUUGAACAGGGUUUGGUAGCAGGUGUCAGGCGCACCGGUUUCAGUGUCAAGAA